Cladophialophora psammophila CBS 110553 is the source of this 522-nucleotide messenger RNA. RefSeq lists its product as uncharacterized. NCBI's taxonomy places the organism in Eukaryota, Fungi, Ascomycota, Eurotiomycetes, Chaetothyriales, Herpotrichiellaceae. The record is from RefSeq and is a predicted model, not a curated record. The annotation marks the transcript as partial. The transcript is spliced from 3 exons.
AUGCGGUCUUCAAUGCUCUGUCUUGGGAUCGCGCCCCUGAUUUCGCUGGUGUCUGCACACACCCAAAUCUGGUAUCCUCAGUGGCGCGCAGACUCUUUCGACCUACCGUUUUCGCAGAGGAUCUAUCCCUAUAUACUUCUUUGGUUUCUAGGUGCCGGGAUAUCUGAUAACUCAGCAACACCUCGAACUGAGUGGCCUCUCACCGGAGGAUCUCUCAAUGUCACUCUCCAUGAUGCUGCCGCUUACAUCUUCGUCAACCUCGGCUUCGGGGCGAACUCGUCAGAUUUUAACAUCACCUUGUUCUCUGCGCCGCUCAACGAGACCGGGCCAGGAAAUCUUUGCUUCCCCAAGCUGACACUACCGCCUGGUCUCCCCAUUCAGGAGGGGACGCAGGUGUCGAUCCGAUUUGCAACAGCCGGUCACAAUGGUGAAGGCUUGUACAACUGCGCCGACAUUACCUUCACCAAUAACGCCACUCUCUUGCCUUCGGAUCAGUGUCAGAACAGCUCAACUGUGAGCGUU